Capsaspora owczarzaki ATCC 30864 is the source of this 4332-nucleotide messenger RNA. RefSeq lists its product as hypothetical. Gene Ontology annotation, biological process: protein export from nucleus. The transcript is spliced from 4 exons. Gene Ontology annotation, molecular function: nuclear export signal receptor activity. The coding region runs from base 129 to 4214 and encodes 1361 amino acids. The record is from RefSeq and is a predicted model, not a curated record. NCBI's taxonomy places the organism in Eukaryota, Filasterea, Ministeriida, Capsasporidae. Gene Ontology annotation, cellular component: nuclear pore; cytoplasm.
UGUUUCUCUAUUUUUUUUUUUCCUCUUCUUGUUCUCUGUCUCUCUUCUCUUCCAUUUCUCUCUCUCUCUCUCGCUCUCUUCAUCUUCAUCUUCAUCUUCAUCUUCAGUCGCUCAGCGUUACAGAGGCCAUGGACGAUUUCGUGGGUUUGUGCCACCGUCUUCAAUCGGCCGCAGCAGCAGGCAAUGACUAUGUGGUUGCUCGUGAGACGCAGGCCGCAAGCGAAGCACUCCUGAACGAGUUUGAAGCGACGCCUGACGCCCUGGACACGGCUCGCAUGGUGCUAGAUUGGAGCGACGCGAGCAGCCAUUUGCAGUUUCGCAUGCUGCAAACGAUCAACCGAGCGGUCAAGCGCGACUGGAACUUUGUAUCCGAAGAGUACAUUGUCGAUUUGUUAACCUACUUGCUAAACAAGGCGGCAGAAGUGAUACAAACACCACGCAGCCCUAGGUACAUUCGCAACGCUUUUUGCACAACGAUUGCGUCCGUGUUGAGGCAAGGCUGGCUUGACGAAAGCAAUCCGGAGCGUGCCCGGCGUCAUCACCAGCGGCUGCUCGAUACAUUGCCGUCCUUUUUGCUAUCGGACCAGCCCCAAUUCCGGCUUCUGGGCGCGGCUUUGAGUAUCGCUGCGCUCGAGGCGUUUUCCAUCUUCAAGCCGCCAGAAACGAUCGAGUACCACCAUUUGCGCAAGCGCGAGUUUGAGCACACUGCUCUUCUCCCCAUGUUUGCACAGACCCUGGAUGCUCUGCACAACUCCAUCAUGACCCUCAUUGGGGUCAUUUCCGAGUUCCAGCAGGCGCCUGCCACCAACCACCCCCUGAUGCCUGCGUUGAGCUCGUGGCUCGUCGUUACCAGCCAACUGCUGAAUGCCUGCUGCCAGAUUGUGUCGUGGCAGUUUACAACUGAGGUGAUGCCACGGUUUGACACGACCGACAACACCCAGACCAUGCCGCUGAAGCCGCCGGCAGCGUGGCGCCCCGUGUUCGUCUCAUCUUUGCCGCCUCUCGCAGCGCUGGAGCAACAGCACUCACUGCUCGCGCGGGGACCUGAAACCUCGUGGCUGGUCUCCUUCUUCUUCUCAAUGUACGAUCUUUUGCGCCCCGUCGCGUUCAGCGGCCUCUUUAGCAACUUCUCCGAGCUCAACAGCCAUCUGAGCGACUGUACCGAGAUGGCGCAUCGUUGUAUCGAGCAACUCAGCUCAUUGCACGGCCCGCUUCUUGACCAAGACGGCCCCGCGCCUGGAGCGCCCAUGGCACUGGCCAAAGCCAGUUACUUUCAGUGCUACGUCCAGCAUCUCGUGAACCUGACGAGCGGCUGGCUGGACGAUUAUCGUCGGGUAUGUCAACAGCAACGCCAGCAGCAACAGCAUGACAUGAACCACGAUCGUCGAGGUCAUCGCCAACGGCAUGUUGGUGUGUCAGCAGGAGAUGUUGGUUCCAUUGACUUGGGUGACGGCGGCCCUCUGGAUCGGGAGCUGACUGCCCUGACGACUACCUUCAAGCGUCUCACCAACGCCUGCGGUGUCGUAUCCAUGUGCAACAUGCUUGGGAAUGAGCAGAUGCUUGUCCGAUUUGCCGAGUGUAUGGUCGCCUUGUCGUGUGCCUGCAUGAAGCCCGAAACAAAGGCGAUCGAGCGGUCGGCUGCCGAUGGGCUUGAGGAAUUGUUGACGGCGUGGGGCCCUCUCCUUUCUCACGAAGCUGCGCGCGACUUUUGGCACCCCCAUGCUUUCCAAGUGUUUGCAACGUUUGUCGAGUCCAAGAUGCAGUCCACCAACAUCAACUCGGCGAGUGACAGCAAGAACGACGAAGACGACGACGACGACGACGACGACGAUGACCUUGCCAGUCUGGACGACGACGAGUUUGACGUGGACCACGCGGUUUUUGCCGAGUUGCUCCAGUCUGUCGCGCAGCUUGGUCGCCAUUGCAUUCUUCAGGCGAUCGAGCUCCUGACGAAAUGCCUGCACGAGCGCUUGCAAAUGCUCGACUCGUGGGCCACCCAGCUUCCCAGCGUUGUUGCCAACGUACAAGCAACGCAGCGCGCCGAUUCUUCCAGCGCUAUGCUGGCAUUGGUCGUCAAGGCCUCCCGCUUGCCUCCAGGUUUCAACGACCAGUUGCACUGGCUCGUGCUGAUUGCAGGAUGCCUGAUUGCAGACCCGCAAGGCACUGGCGAGACGCCACUCAUUCCUCGCGAAGUCAUGAACGCGUCGCACCACAGCAGCGCGGUUCAUGGCGACGAUCCUGUGGUUGGUCUCAUUUCGUUGGUGCACGAGCUGUGCAACAUUGAAAGUCGUGUUUUGACAAUGGAGCUCGGGUUUUUGCCAGCCUCGCUGCUCAGCCCCGAGCUUGCGCUCACGCUUGUCUGGUGGCUCAACCGUUGGACGGCCACGUACUUGCUGCUCGACGAACGCAACUACAGCACCGGGGGUCAGCACUUGAGUCCGGCCAUUGUGAACGCUUACGGGCACGACACGCCUCACGAGCACAUUAUUCCUGAAAUGAUUCUCGGAAAAAUCUCCCUCAACCUCGUUCAUUGGAACAGCGAGCCACGCGUUGUCCGCGAGUCGGUCGACUUGUUGCAGACCUUCACCACGGGUCGCGUCACUUGCGCCGUCGCGCUGUGCUCCCCAGCCGUUGCGGACAUUGUCCGAAAUCUUUGCGCCGAAGCAGCCCUCACCGAGAUUGCCCUCUCGCCCGUCUACGCAAACCUGCCCCUCGAGGCAGCUCAGCAGCAGUGCGUCUCGCUCUUCAACGGCAACGCGUUCCAGCGCACAAGCCUCACCAACCUCCCGUCGUCGACCCUGACAACGCUCACAAACUCGUUGUGCGAAAUGGGCGUUUCCGACAUUGGAAGCCACGCAGCCAGGAGCGCUGCAGCACUUGUUGCGCGCUAUCUGAGCCGACCCGACGCCGAUGCGGCCGAGCUCGAGCUGACGCGCCAGCGCAUUAUCGAAGGCCAGGAGCUCAAGCUGCACCAGCAGCGACACACCGCGACGCUGCUUGAUGCCGUCACAUCAAAGUUCCGGUCGCUGGUGCAGCACCCGCAUUUCACCGCUACCGCCCAGCUCCACCCUGUGCGACUUGCCGUCGAGAAGCAUCUCGAGUGUCUUUGCGGAAUUGCGCUGCUCACUCCUGGCAACGACGCGACUGCCGAGUUGCUCGCUUCCUACCUGCACGAGCUCUUCCCACUGCUUAUCGAGCUGAUUGCCCUCUACUCGACCUGCCCCGAGAUUUGCACAUUGGUCGUGAGCUUGUUUGGCGGCAUUGCCGAAAAGCAGAUUGCCAUGCUGAGCCAGCGCAAUUCCGAUCGCUUCCUCCAAGCGGUGGUCUCGAUGGCCGAGACCUUCUUCCACUACCGAAUGGCCAACACGAUUGCCGCCACGCGCGCAGGCGACAUGGAGGAGACACGCCACAGCGACCUGCUGGUCUUGAUCAAGCUGUUUGAGGACGUGCUGCAUCGCGAGUUCCUCGACCUCAACAGCGGUCUGGACGCGUUCGGAGACAGCGAUGGAUUGGUCGCUGAGGUGCACGUCCAUCCCGAACCCGGCGGCAUUGCCGCAACGACCGUGGUGCUGCAUGGCCUGCGCUUGCUCAUUCCUGUCGUUUGCCGCGACUUGAUGCUCAUCCCGUACAUUGCCAACGGACUUUUCAAGCUCAUUUCCUUCACGCUCUCGUUCUGCGCCGAGAGGCUGCUUCAACCCGAGCAUGCACAGGACUGGGAGCUGAUUGUGCAUGCCGUCACGAUGGGAUUGGCGUCCAACCACAACGACACGGUGCGAUAUUCCUUCCAGGCCGUGUUUGAUCUCUGCCGGCAAUCGUUCAAGGUUGCCAGCGGCGACAGCCCGCUCCAAGAGCCUCAGCAGGCCUUGGACCUGUCGGCCCUGCCGCCUCACGUCCCUGCAACCCUCGACGCCAUGCUCCGGGCAACGGUGGAGAACAUGGUGCUCAAGCCCUUCAGCUACGGACACAUGGACACGGCUGCCGAGUCCCUGCUCGCCGCUAUCUGCUGCGUGCCCAGCAGCUAUCAGGCUUUUGUGCACGAAAUUGUCGAGUCGCAACGAAACAUCAUCGAUCCCACCCGACUCGAGCGACUCCAGGAAGCGCUGCUCUCCUUGUUGUUUGGUUUCAACAAGCCCACCGAGAAGGAGACUCUGCAAGCCUUCCGCGCUCGCUGUCGUCAAGCCCUUCCCAGUGCUCGCAGCGUCAUUUCGCGAUGAGCGGAACCCGCUGACACUGAUGCAUUUUUGAAAUCUUGCCGUACACUAUUGUUGUUUUGAAGUGAACUUUGAUGUUGUACUUUUACAAAAAUCACCAACGAUAAAGACUACCACGCAA